Physella acuta is the source of this 2067-nucleotide messenger RNA. RefSeq names its product cysteine-rich with EGF-like domain protein 2-A. Lineage: Eukaryota; Metazoa; Mollusca; Gastropoda; Physidae. Gene Ontology annotation, molecular function: calcium ion binding. The record is from RefSeq and is a predicted model, not a curated record.
AUGAAUUUAUCUGUGAUUCAGUUCUCAAAGAAGUUAGAACAUAAUAUAUGUUUAAGGAUGUGUUUGAAUUUACAAAAGAUGCUCUUUAUUUUAUGGGUGAUACUUCUCUCUGUAUCACUGGUUGAUGGAAAGAGACAUCCAAAAUGCAGUAUAUGUAAAGAAAUAGCGAAUAACUUUCAUAAGGGAUUGUCUUCAACAUCUAAGUCAAACUUUGGAGGAGGAAAUACAAAAUGGGAAGAGAAAUCAUUGGGCACCUAUGCAACAAGUGAAGUGAGACUAACAGAAAUUCUUGAACAUUUGUGUGAUGAAGGCUCCAAAGAGUGCCAUUCUGUUUUAGAAGAACAUGAAGAACUUGUUGAAAGAUUCUGGUUCAAGGAAUUUGCUCAGAAGAAAGCCACAGAUUUUUUUACAUAUAUUUGUAUAGAAAACAUGGAAGCUUGCUGUCCUAACAACACCUAUGGUGAAAAAUGUACCCCAUGCCCUGGUGGCAUAAAACAAGCUUGCAGUGGGAAUGGACAUUGUCAGGGGGAAGGUACAAGAGAAGGAGAUGGAAAGUGUAGUUGUAACUCUGGUUAUAGAGGAGAAUUGUGCAAUGAGUGUAAGGAUGGCUACUAUGAGGAGUCAGCUAAUGAAUCCCAGCAUGUUUGUAAAGUUUGUCACAUAUCAUGCAAGGACACUUGUUCCGAGGGGGGACCUAAAGGGUGUGAUGAGUGUAAAGAUGGUUGGACAGCUGAUGAGGAACUAGGUUGUCUUGAUGUAAAUGAGUGUUCAGAAGAUCCAUGUGAUGAAGGCCAAUUUUGUACUAACACACAGGGAUCAUUUACUUGUUUUACAUGUGAUGCAGCUUGUUUGGCCUGCACUGGAUCAGGAGCAGAUAAAUGUAUAGAAUGUAACACUGGCUUUACUCGUGAUGAAACAACCCAAAAAUGUGUUGAUAAUGAUGAAUGUGAAAAAGAUGAAAAUAUCUGUCAAGGAGAAAAUGUUGUUUGCAAGAACAUUCCUGGAAGUUAUGAAUGUGUUUGUAAACCUGGAUUUGUUAUGAGGGAGGGAGUCUGUGUUCAAAAACCCAAAGAAACCAACACCACAACAAAAAAAUUAGAGCAUCCAAACCUGGCUGAAGAGCUUAAGAAAAACAAUUCCAAACGUAAAGAGUUAGACUGGGCCAAGUUCAAGGACAUACCCAGUGUUGCAUCUCACUUUCUUAUUGUAGCCUUGUAUGGAAUCAGCUGCAGAUUUGCUUCUUCCAGCUAUCUGGCUAGUUUUGCUCUUUCUGUUCUUCUAGUGAUUCAUGUAGUUUGGUUUGCCAUUCAUUCAAAGUAAUUGUGUCUUGGUCUCUACAUUGGGCCUUUGUUUACAAAAUGAUUAACAUUUUUUAAUAUAUAUACAAAAUUAAAGGAUAGUGAAAGAUACAGCUGGAUUGUUGUAACACCACAAACAGUUGUCUUUGUCAGAUGUUUCAUUUAUCAUAUGGUGCAUUGAUCUCAGUUAUUUAUAUUAUUUCUUCCCUAGUGGUACAUGCAAUACAGUUUAGUCAUAUUCCAGUAAGUAUUAAAAAACAUGAUUUGUAUAUACUCAUUUAAGAUGCAUAAUACAAUUGGCAUUGUGUAUAGACAUUAUUUAGCUUGGAACUCCAGAUGACACUUAAAUUUAAACCAUUUUGGAGAAUGUGCAGUUAUAAAUGUUUUGAUUGUAUUGAUUUGUAUCAACCAUUGUAAUAGUAAUAUGAAAUUUUGAAAUAUACAUGUCUUUUGCAUUUGUAAAUCAUUAAGCUAUUUUCUCAUAAUAUAGAUCUACCACUGUAUUUUAGUUUAAAGCCUGUUUCUUUUUAAAAAUUGUUUUCUAAUGUAUUGAAAAAAAUCUAUUCCCUUAACUAUGUAUGGAGUGUCAAUAUUUUUGUAAUUUAAAAAUUAUAUUAUGUAUAUUGAUAGAUUGCACUUUCUAGAAAUACAGUUCAGUGCAUGUUUUUAAAAAAAGAUUCAUGUUUAUUAAUGAUAACAUGUGCUACAUAUAGAUUAAAGUUUUUAACAUGAUACUAUGCAGCUUUCCAUCUAUAGAUGCCUGAGAAAU